This is a messenger RNA of Hypanus sabinus (Atlantic stingray), 831 nucleotides long. RefSeq names its product di-N-acetylchitobiase-like. Gene Ontology annotation, cellular component: extracellular region. The record is from RefSeq and is a predicted model, not a curated record. Gene Ontology annotation, molecular function: chitin binding; chitinase activity. The transcript is spliced from 5 exons. Gene Ontology annotation, biological process: chitin catabolic process; carbohydrate metabolic process. Bases 1 to 831 code for a protein of 276 amino acids. NCBI's taxonomy places the organism in Eukaryota, Metazoa, Chordata, Chondrichthyes, Myliobatiformes, Dasyatidae.
AUGUCUGACAUUGUAAGCAAGCGUUUUCGAAGAAAUUGGAUACGAUUCACUGCAAACUUCAUAAAAUUCCGAUAUAUGGAUGGAAUUUAUUUAGAGGUUCUGGAAAUUGUUGCAAAAGAGUCUAAACAGUAUCAUGAAGUCACUGAGUUUGUUAAAGAAACUGCCUCACAUUUCCACCAAGAGCUACCUGGAUCUCAGAUCUCCUUUCACAUACCUUGGUCUCCACACUGCAAGAACGAACGAUGUUAUGACUUUUUAGCAAUUUCAAAAGCCUGUGACAUUUUAUUUGUGGCAUCCUACGAUGUUCCAAAUGACCUGCGGGAUGGUUGUGUUGCAAGAUCAAAUGCUCCCUAUCACCGGGUUUUAUCAGGAAUGUUGGAUUAUAUCAAACUGGGCAUUGACUCCAGAAAGCUGGUGAUGGGCGUUGCUUGGUACGGUUAUGACUACACCUGCAAGCACUUUCUUGGGGUGGGUGAGUGUGAACUGGAAACGAUUUCCCAAGGAGUCCCGUGUAGUUAUACUGAAGCAAGACAGAUCCCAUACAAAGACAUCAUGCAGCUUCUGCUGAGAUCACUCACUGGCAGGUUCUGGGACGAUGAUCGGAAAGCCCCAUAUUUUGUCUACUUGGUUGGUAACACGUACCACGAAGUCUGGUACGAUGAUCCCGAGAGCAUUUCUAUGAAGGUGUCUAUCAUGAUGAAACUGAACCUCCGUGGUAUCGGCGUGUGGGCUGCAAACAACAUCCACUACGCUGGUGAUGUCAGAGCAAGAAUGCAGGCUGCGGAGAUGUGGAACGCCGUGUGUCGUCCCUGGUGGAAUUACCAAGUGUGA